GAGAUCAGCUGUGCUUCUCUGGCCUCAGCUCUGAAGUCCAACCCCUCCCAUCUGAGACACCUGGACCUGAGUGUCAACAAGCUGCAGGAUUCAGGAGUGAAGCUGCUGUGUGGUUUUCUGGAGAGUCCACACUGUAGACUGGAGACUCUGAGAUUGAGGUCCUGCAGUUUGUCAGAGAUCAGCUGUGCUUCUCUGGCCUCAGCUCUGAAGUCCAACCCCUCCCAUCUGAGACACCUGGACCUGAGUUUCAACGAGCUGCAGGAUUCAGGAGUGAAGCUGCUGUGUGGUUUUCUGGAGAGUCCACACUGUAGACUGGAGACUCUGAGAUUGAUCUCCUGCAGUUUGUCAGAGAUCAGCUGUGCUUCUCUGGCCUCAGCUCUGAAGUCCAACCCCUCCCAUCUGAGACACCUGGACCUGAGUGACAACAAGAUGCCAGAUUCAGGAGUGAAGCUGCUGUGUGGUUUUCUGGAGAGUCCACACUGUAGACUGGAGACUCUGAGAUUGAGUUCCUGCAGGUUGUCAGAGAUCAGCUGUGCUUCUCUGGCCUCAGCUCUGAAGUCCAACCCCUCCCAUCUGAGACACCUGUACCUGAGUCACAACAAGCUGCAGGAUUCAGGAGUGAAGCUGCUGUGUGGUUUUCUGGAGAGUCCACACUGUAGACUGGAGACU
Molecule: messenger RNA, 669 nt
Organism: Toxotes jaculatrix (banded archerfish)
Lineage: Eukaryota; Metazoa; Chordata; Actinopteri; Toxotidae
Product: NACHT, LRR and PYD domains-containing protein 12-like
Exons: 4
Molecular function (GO): protein binding
Source: RefSeq, a predicted model, not a curated record